Aspergillus caelatus is the source of this 324-nucleotide messenger RNA. RefSeq lists its product as uncharacterized. Bases 1 to 324 code for a protein of 107 amino acids. The record is from RefSeq and is a predicted model, not a curated record. The transcript has a single exon. NCBI's taxonomy places the organism in Eukaryota, Fungi, Ascomycota, Eurotiomycetes, Eurotiales, Aspergillaceae.
AUGGGAAUCAAGGGGGAUCCUGUGGUUUCGCGUGUGCCGGCUCUGCAGUUGCCUGUUGAUCCUCAGAAGUGGGCGAAGAGGACUGCGGUGAAGGAGGCGUGGGCUAUGUUGCGGGAUAAGUAUAGCUUGGGUCAGGCGGCGUGGGAUAAGGCGACAUGGGACUUUUUGACAUUUGUGCUGGGAAGGGAGUGGGGACGUGUGGCUAGUAUGAGCAAGGCGAGGAAGUUGGGAUGGACGGGCUAUGAGGAUACAUGGGAGGCGUUUGAAUGGACGUUUCGUAUCUUGGAACAGGGGGGGAUUAUUCCGCCGGUUGAGCAGUUGUAG